Messenger RNA from Schizophyllum commune H4-8, 1434 nucleotides. RefSeq lists its product as uncharacterized. The transcript is spliced from 5 exons. The coding region runs from base 255 to 1145 and encodes 296 amino acids. NCBI's taxonomy places the organism in Eukaryota, Fungi, Basidiomycota, Agaricomycetes, Agaricales, Schizophyllaceae. The record is from RefSeq and is a predicted model, not a curated record.
UGCUUUCAACUGCCAUGUUCGACUUUUGGGCGUGGAGGUCGAGGCGUCACCAAGUCCACAAGUCCUACGGGCCGUUUUACCCAUGUCUCCUCUUUUUUCCCAAAGGAUCUCGAGCAAUAUAUCUUGCUUCCGAUUACGUGGUCAUUAGCGUAUAUUCAGCCCGUGGGAUACUAGGAUCUGCGCUCUUAAGGCGCCUGCAUGCUGGCUAACGUGCCUAAUCGCCCUCCUUCUCACUCUCACCAGCAACCGCGACCAUGAGGAUCUUCUCGUCUUUCUCUCUGCCCCUUCUUCUGGGUGGACUUGUGCCCCUCCUAGGACAUGGCGCCCAGCCGGCGACGGCCAUCCAGCUCCCUGUGCAAGUGCCGUUCACAGGCCUUACACCCCAUUUCUACACCAUCCAGAAUUGGUGGAGCGACAUGCAGGACCGCAACACGUCGCCUCGCGACUACUGGCGUGAGCUCUUCGACCAUGCGCGUCAAGCCGUACAGGUUGCCUUUCAGGACCUAUCCAAUAUGCAACAGCGCUUUCCCGAAGCGCGUGCCUCCAUCGAGGAAUUUAUCGCCCUCGUGCGAAGCGUCGUCGAGGAUGCGGCGCACCUGCGGCCUCCAACCGAUCUGAUACCCAACAAUCUCGAAAACGCCGGGGCAAAAAUUGGGAAGGCCCUUAUGGCUAUUUUGGAGCAAGUGAAGACUGUGUUCCCACCGCCCAGCAAUGCGCCGAGCCAUGAGGAGCGCCUGGCGCUGGCGGAGAAUGUGGUCGGACGCGCGGUGAAAGCAGUGGAGGAGGUGCUGGUGAGGCGGGGCGUGGAUGAGGAGAAGGCGCACCGCACGCUCGAACAUAUGGCGAGGCAAUUGGUGCGGCUGGUGGUGAUUACCGGUGAGCGACCUCCACGAACAACACCCGGUCCUCUUUGUCUCUGCGAUCUGACCGCCGCCGCUAUGAUCAUCCCCGAAGGCUGGAUCCUCAGUCGCUUGCUGGGUAUGCUCGGCUUCGGGCCCGCAGGACCAAUUAAGGGCUCCUCCGCCGCCUGGAUGCAGCGUCGCUUCUGGGGCGCGACUGUUGCGAAGGGUAGCUGGUUCGCUUGGCUUCAGCGGGCGGGAAUGAAGGUUCCUGUUAAGGUGUGGGCGAUUAAAGCGCGGCUGUAAUCGUGCAUGGUACCGAGAUGGAUGCACAUGAUGUCGCAGUGAACAGUGUACACCCAAAAUGUUCAGGGUGGGCAGUUCAGAUUGGAAGCGCGUGUUGAAAAUCCCGUUCUUUCUUCUGUCGUGUUUCUGUUGGUUGCUCUGUACAGUACCGAUUUCCUUUCGAUCUGACUUUCUACUGUAUAUGUUGGCCUCCUUUUUGUGCUCGUAUCUACGGUACGUAGGACAGAGCUCCUUUGAGGUCCUGAGGCUCCGGCUCCCGAAAGCGGAACAACGAUGUCCAAACCUGGCA